AUGAGUAAUUCAACUAUUUCUGAUCAGUCGCUCAUGGACAAGUCUAUGCGGAGUGUUUUCGGUAAGAAUAAUUGUUUAAUACUAGAUUAUUUUUUUUCAAUAAUGAUAGCGCAUAACCUUGAAAUAUAUGAUGUUUUUGAACAGUCGGGAAUAUCCCGUACGAAGCCACAGAAGAGAAUUUAAAGGAUAUUUUUAGUGAAGUUGGACCAGUACUUUCGUUUAAGUAAGUUUAUUUUGCACUUAAAUAUCAUUGAAAUUUAUAAAAUUAUUAUUUUAUUAUUAAUGACAAUAAUGAUCUAUAGAUUAUUAUUUUACCUUCUAAAAUUUUUAAUUCAAUUAGAUUAGUAUUUGACCGGGAGACAGGUAAGCCAAAAGGAUAUGGCUUUUGUGAAUAUAAAGAUCAAGAGACAGCUCUUAGUGCUAUGAGAAAUCUAAAUGGUUAUGAAAUUGGUGGAAGAACAUUAAGGGUUGAUAAUGCAUGUACAGAAAAGAGUCGAAUGGAAAUGCAAAGUCUCCUACAAGGGCAGAACACUGAGAAUCCAUAUGGAGAGGCAGUACAGUCAGAUAAAGCUCCAGAAGCUAUAAGUAAAGCUGUUGCAUCUUUGCCACCUGAGCAAAUGUUCGAACUUAUGAAGCAAAUGAAACUCUGUGUACAAAAUAAUCCAAAUGAGGCACGUCAAAUGUUGCUUCAGAAUCCUCAACUGGCAUAUGCCUUGCUACAAGCUCAGGUAGUAAUGAGAAUAGUGGAUCCUCAUACAGCAGUUAAUAUGUUACAUAAAGCAAAUCCAAUCCCAGGUGUAUUAACACCUUCGGAUAAACCAGCUGUGCAUCCAGUUGCACCCCGAAUUGAAGAACCAUGGGCUCCUACCCGUCCAGCAGCAGUUACUAAUCCUCCAGCACCAAUAUUUGCUGGUCAAGAUGUUGAUUUACGUACAUUGGAUAGACAAAUGGAUCCACGUUUAGCUAGAAUGGAUCAAGAUUUAAGAGGACCACAAGUACAAUCAACACCUGUUAGUGCAUCUCCAGCUGUAUCUGCUAAUACAGAUCCUAGAGCACUUAAUACAUUCAAUAUCUCGGACAACGCCAGUGCCAGUUGCACCACCAGUGGUGCCAAGACCUGUUGCAGCACCUGCUGGUCAAUCUUCGAAUGUCGCUACAGCUAGCGUAGCAACUUCUGUGACAGCAUUGACUACGUCAACGACAUCUGCAACGUCCAGGCUUAUGGCAGGCAUGUCUCCAGCAGGAAAUAUACCAAGCGGAGCAUCCGAUCAAGAGAAGGCGGCUUUAAUAAUGCAAGUAUUACAGUUAUCUGAUGAACAAAUCGCUAUGUUACCACCUGAACAAAGGCAAAGUAUUUUGUUACUUAAAGAACAAAUUGCUAAAAGUGCUCAACGUUCAGAUUCUAUUAUGAGACAUCGGUACCAAAGAUCAUCGGUGAAUUUUGCGCAACAUGGAGUAUCUACCAAUAGAUUUAAAUUUGUUCCAGUUUAUAAGAUACAUAAAGAUGAAGCUACAUACAAUUAUUUGUGA
Messenger RNA from Heterotrigona itama, 1530 nucleotides. The record is from the annotation of a GenBank genome assembly. NCBI's taxonomy places the organism in Eukaryota, Metazoa, Arthropoda, Insecta, Hymenoptera, Apidae.